This is a messenger RNA of Rotaria sp. Silwood2, 1278 nucleotides long. The record is from the annotation of a GenBank genome assembly. Lineage: Eukaryota; Metazoa; Rotifera; Eurotatoria; Philodinida; Philodinidae.
AUGAAUACUUUCUUGAAAUCAAAAUUCGAAUAUCUGCCAGAUGAAAUUAUUCUUGAAAUAUAUCGAUAUCUUCAUUGUGGUCAUGUACUUUAUUCAUUUUACAAUAUUAAUUCACGUAUUAAUCAUGCAAUAACUGAUUAUUGUCAUCAUGUUAUACUUCGUCGAUUAAAUUAUAAACAAUUUCUUUAUAUUUAUUCGAAUGUUUUACCAAAAAUUGGUACAUUUAUUAUUUCAUUAACAAUAAAUCGAUUACAACAAACACAUUUUUUAAACAAAUUCAGUCUUCAUAUGAAUAAAAUAUUUCCUAAUUUACAAAAAUUAGCAUUAGAUGAUUGGAAAAAUGAAGAAUUAUUUUCAUUUAUUGGAAAUCAUUUAAAUCAACUUCAAUAUCUUCGUACAAUUAUUAUUCGUGGUUUACGACAAGUAAAUCAUACAAAUUUAAUUACGCAUUCAAGUGAAGAUCAAAAACAUUUAUUAGAAAUAACUCAUAAAAAUACUCAAAUUGAAUGCAUUUAUUUUGAACCUGAUUGUUAUUCAAUGAAAUUAUCAAUUAAUCAAAACAAUUUGAUAACUCAUUCAAAUCUUAUAGAAAUGAGUAUAUCACUUUCAACAUCUAAUGAUUUAAUUUCUCUUGCAAUUAUUAUUCCAAAUAUUCGUCGACUUCAUGUUGUUAUUGAAGAAUUAUUACCAAUUAAUAAAGAUAUAAUACCAUUUCAAUGUCUUACUCAUUUUUCUCUUGAUGCUAUAGAUUUUUAUUCAACACUCGAUAAUAUUUCAUCAAUACUUCGUCUAACACCAACUAUUCAACAACUUUCAUUGACUCUUACUACUAGAGAUGAACGUCUUAUUUAUGGUCAACAUCUAUUUACACUUUUAUCUUCUCAAUUAUUUAAUAACGAUAAUCUCAUCGAAUCAUUGAAAUAUGCUACAUAUUUUUCAACAUCUGUUGAUUAUCAUUUUGAUCCAAAGAAUAUUUUACAAUCAUGGAAUCCGAUUUCUAUUGCUUAUACGAUUAAUAAGGAUGAAAAGAAAUCCUAUAUACUUAUUCAUACGUUACCAUAUCCAUCUAUUCUUCUUAAUCUACAUUCAAUAUUACCUAAUAAAUUUGGUAUUAAUCUAGGUGAUCAAGUUUAUAAUAAUAUUCAAUAUUUAUGUAUAUGUCAUGCUAAAACUUUACUUGAAACAUUUACAAUUAUACAACAUUGUCGAAAAAUACAAGAUUUAAAUAUUCAAAUAGAUAAAAAUAAAAUAAAUUUACCAGGUAGAAUCAAUACGUAA